Molecule: messenger RNA, 484 nt
Organism: Gamsiella multidivaricata
Lineage: Eukaryota; Fungi; Mortierellomycota; Mortierellomycetes; Mortierellales; Mortierellaceae
Exons: 1
Coding region: 260-475 (71 amino acids)
Source: RefSeq, a predicted model, not a curated record
CCUUAUCCAACUUAUCCAUUUGGCCACUUUUUUUUUUUUCUUUUUUUUUGGCGCGUCGGCUGCUAUUAAUUUUUUCUCCCCUGCGAUAUUUGCUCGGGUAGUCAGUUACCUUGUGUAUCGACAUGUUACUGACCUGAGAGUAGAUAUUUGUUCCCUAUUACUGAACCACCAUCGGCAGGUUCCUGCAUACAACUGUAAGAGCACCAAAAAUACAAUCCUUCGGCUGGGGCGAGGUCCCAUCGGUGCACAUCACUGGCGCAUGUUCAGAAACAUGUUCUUUCCUUUGUCUUUGUCUUUUCUCCUUCAGGGAAAAGAUAUGCAAUCAACAUUGGGUGCAUCUGCAAUGUCUUCGUUAAUUAUUUCGAUUUAUCAAAAGGGAUUGUGCACAAAGAAAAAAAAAGUGGAUUGGAUGGAUGGGUUAUGCGUGGCGCGUGAGAAGGGUCGGCUGCACUUUGUUUAUUUAUUUAUCGGAUGACUAACUAAC